AUGAACGAAGUGAUAAUGGCUAUAGAAUUGCGCAACAAGGACACGAUGGGUUGUGCUUAUUUUGACACCGCCCAUGGCGAUCUUAUGAUCGCUGAGGACAUCAUAAUGGCAGACCUGGAAGUCGCAGAGCAAUUCCUGUUGCAGGCUGAGCCGACCACAGUAAUCGUCUCUGGCAGAGCUGCGUUAGCUUCUGCGGACUUCGAUUACCAAACGGCUCGAGACAAGUUAAUGCACUUAGUUCUGGAUUCCGCUGAGCCAUCCCAUGCGCUGUUCACAACGAUGGAUGACGGGAGCCUUGCAUCAGCCGAGUUGGACCUGCACCACGACGGCUGCAGCACGCGAGAAGCCAGCCACGUUAGAGCAUUGCGCUGUGGCGGUCUCAUCAAUCUCGACAACGAAGUCUCCGUCAGCUGCGCUGGUGCUGUCCUUUCUGACCUUCAUCAACGAAGGUCUGUAGGGUUCUUACCAGACGGUCAGAGGGCAGAGAUGGUCUUCCAUGUGCGGACCUUGAGGCAGUUCUCGCUGGCUGGACACAUGAUGGUUGGCAUUGACACUUUGCGGUCGUUGCAGAUCAUUCGACCAGAGCUUCACCCAAAUGGCCAAACCUGGAACUCCAACGGCAAUGGCACAGAAACGAGGCAAAGCUUGUCUAUAUAUGGGCUUUUUCACUCGCUCGCUUGUACGCCACAAGGACGCUCGGCCCUGAGGUCGAUGUUGAUUCGUCCGUCGGUAGACAAAGAACUCAUCGCCGAGCGGCAACAAACAAUUGAGUUUUUUCUCCAGCCGGAGCUCGCUACUGAUAUCAAGGACAUUGGGUCUGUGCUGUCGAAGAUCAAGAAUGCGAGUUCGCUCAUUGCACAUCUACGAAGAGGUGCCGAGUCCCCAUCGGCUACUCAAUCGUCAGAUCGCAGCGUAUGGGCUGGACUCCAGACCUUUGCCUUGCAUGCGCUUCGCUUGAGGGAUCUAGUCGGUAGAUUGCCACAUGGUCGGAGAAUCCAAAUUGUCCAGAAGAUUCUCGGUGAGAUUCACCCCGAGUCAUUAUCGGUCAUUGGGAGUCUCAUCAACAAGACGAUCGAUUUCGAACAGUCCAAAUCCCGACAGCGACCGUCUGUUCGAGUGGGCAUUGACCCUGAACUAGACGAACUCAAACGUCGUUAUGAUGGGAUGGGUAGUUUUCUCACUGAAGUUAUCAACCACAUCACACAAAGUCUUCCUGCAUGGCCAAGGCAGUAUAUACGAUCUUGCAUAUUCCUGCCACAACUUGGUUUCCUAACGGUUGUGGAGCCUGAUAAUCAGACUGGGAAAGGACGAUAUGAAGGCGAAGCUGCUGGCGAUGACCAGUGGGAAAGGGUUUUCACGGCAGAUGGUGCGGUGUGUUAUAAGAACAACUACAUGAGGGAGCUUGACGAGCAGUUUGGCGACAUUUACUGCGAGAUUGGUGACAGAGAGGUCGAAAUCAUCCACAGCCUCGCUCAGCAAGUACUUCGUCAUGAGUCUUCCCUGAUCAAAGCGUCAGUCGUCUGCGGCGCGUUCGACGCCCUCUUAUCCCUCGCCAGAGGAGCUGAAAAGUACUCGUGGACCUGCCCUCGUCUAACUGAAGCAACAGAGCUGCAUAUCGUUGGAGGCCGUCAUCCACUUCAGGAACUUGUUGUGCCCUGCUUCGUGCCAAACGACUGUCACAUGGAUGCCGAUCAAACCGCGGCCUGUAAAGGUAAAGGUCAAGCGGGUUUGGCUCUGACAGGACCCAACCAUUCGGGGAAAAGUGUCUACCUGAAGCAGACCGCCAUUAUUGUGUACUUGGCGCACGUCGGCAGCUUUGUGCCUGCUGAGCGCGCGACAAUCGGUAUCACGGACAAGAUCCUCGCACGCAUAUCCACCAGGGAGAGUGUUUCUCGGAACGAAAGCGCCUUUGCCAUUGAUCUGAGACAAAUGGCAUUUGCGAUGGCUAGCUCAACACCCAAAAGCCUUAUAUUGAUAGACGAAUUUGGUAAAGGCACUAACUCGGACGACGGCGCUGGGCUUAUGGCAGCGGCAGUGAACUUCUUCUUGGAUCGGGAUAAGCCAAGCCCUCGGCUUUUGCUGGCAACGCAUUUCCAUGAGCUCUUCGAGACUGGGCUGCUGUCAAACCACCCGGGACUUGACGUAGCGCACAUGGAAAUUUUGAGUGAUGAACAGUCGCGCAAGACUGAUGACCAGAUCACCUACCUGUUCAAAUUAGCGCCCGGACACAGCAACUCCAGUUAUGGAAGCCACUGCGCUCUUAUGAACGGAGUUCCGAGUGCUGUGGUCAACCGUGCCGAAGCUAUUGCACGCCUCGUGGCACUUGAUGAGGAUCUGAGCUUCGCCUGCGCGCAGCUCUGUGAGUCGGAGGAAGAACAGCUGCAGUGUGCUGAAUCUGUGGCCCGUCGGUUUUUAGAACUCGACUUUGAAGACCAAGAUCCGGGCAAGCUCAAUGAAGCUCUCACGUUAGUGUUGGGAUAA
Molecule: messenger RNA, 2481 nt
Organism: Emericellopsis atlantica
Lineage: Eukaryota; Fungi; Ascomycota; Sordariomycetes; Hypocreales; Bionectriaceae
Product: muts domain V-domain-containing protein
Exons: 2
Coding region: 1-2481 (826 amino acids)
Biological process (GO): mismatch repair; chiasma assembly
Cellular component (GO): nucleus
Molecular function (GO): ATP binding; mismatched DNA binding; ATP-dependent DNA damage sensor activity
Source: RefSeq, a predicted model, not a curated record